UUUUUCUUUUUCUUGGAUUGGUCUUCCUUUUUCUUCUGACUGACUGAGAUAGAGAGAGAGAGCUAUACUCCUUCCUUCCUCCUCAACCUAACCCUUACAUCUCUCUCACCUAACCAAAGAAACCCUAACCUCCCUACCCCAAACCUUCGUUGGUUGGUUGAAGAAAGAGAGAACGUUUCUGCAGCUACACUACAUAAGUUUAGAACCCUUCUACUGUGUUUGUGUUUGGAUACAAUUUAGUAUAAUUUUUUAAAAUUAAAGCUUUACAACUACCCAACUCCCAUCAACCAAUUCUUCAACUUAAAACACCUAAUUUUUAUGUGUGAUUUUUAUUCACAAAACACAGUUGCAUAUUUGAGUUAUCAACGUAGUAUAAUUUUUUUUCUGGUUUUUUUUUUUAUACAGUUUAAUGCAUUUCUUGUUUUGUACUCAUGGCUGAAAAGAGUACAAACAACAAUAAUGGUCUUCCAAAGAAAAAAAGAAGUAAGACAGCAUCCAUUGCUAAAGCUGAAGACAGAUUAUCUAAGCUACCUGAUAUAACUCUUGGACAUAUUCUGUCAUUUCUCCCAACUACAAACGAUGUGGUUCGGACUUGCAUCCUUUCUAAGCGUUGGAAAUUGAUAUGGUAUUCUGUUCCUAAACUCUGUUUCUGUGAUACUAGUACUACUGUUCCCGAAUUUCAAAAGUUGGAAAAUUAUGUUGACAAUUGUUUGGAACACCGCAAGAAAGGUAUGUAUUUUAUUGCUGAUUCAGCUCUAAUUAGUUUCAAGCUUCAUAUACAAUCCUGUCUAAGAAGCAAGAGUCUCAGCCUAGAUAAAUGAUUAAGCUUUGCAGUUGACAAUAAAGUCAAGGAAUAUUUGAGUGUUGACUUAGAACCAGGAAAAUGUGAGAAUGAUGGUUAUUACUACUACUACUGCUUACCUAAAACAGUGUUGAACUUAAGAGCUUUGACCAUUUUGGAGUUGAGGGGAAUUGAGUUGGGUUACUCAUUUGGUUUUCCAUCCUUGAAUUCAUUAUCAUUGGAAAAUGUUCGGCUUUCAAAUAAUGUAACUACUGAUGUGCUAACCAAGUCUUUCACGGAUUGCCCUUCCCUUGAGAAACUGUCAUUAAGUUCGUAUUAUAUUCAUAAACCGCUCCGAGUACAAAGUUCAAGCCUCAAGUUCGUGACACUUGAAUUACAAAAUGUAUCUCUUCAAGUUGAAGCCAUAAAUCUUGAAUCUUUGGUUCUUUGUAGGGCUUUCUUCGGGAAAAUAAUCUGUCUGCAUGUAAGGCAAUUAAAAAUCUCUCACUAUCAAGUUGUACAUGGGGUAUGACAGAUCAGUCAUCAUUUGAAGAGCUCAUUACAAGCCUCCCACUCCUUGAGGAUUUGACAAUUGAUAAUUCUUAUCAUAAGUCGGGGUUGGAGCAUCUUACAAUCUCAAAUCAACACUUGAAAAGCCUCAAAUUGAGAAAUAUGAACGAGGAGAGUGAUAUGAUCAAGGUUGUCACAAUUAAAUCGGUGCCAAACUUAGUUUCGUUUUGUUAUAAAGGUAAUAUUAAUUGCAACAUAUCAAUAGAGUCAACCAAUUUGUUGAAUGGAGAAUUCGUAAUUUCUGAUCAUCAUCACAAAUAUGACACAAAUUGGUUUAUGAGUAUGCUGAGUUUUUUUAUGAAUCUCAAUUGCUCUUGGAAUAUUGUAACACUGCGACUUUCUGAUAAGGCGCUUGUCAUGCCAGACAAUUGUAAAAGGUUAUGUCGUUCUCCUUUAGCUAAAUGGAAGCAUGUCCGAGUUAUUACUCGUUCUUAUAUAGGGAUAGCGUCGCGCUUGGUGAUGGGGUGUUUGGCAAGAAAGUUAAGCUUAAAAGAUGUGGUUAUGUGGAUUUCACCAUCUAUGGAAACAUUAUCUUUUAAUGGAAAGGACAUGCUAACUAUCCUUAAUUUUAAUAUUUGAUCCAUAUUAUAUCAUAGCUGAUGUUGAAAUAUUAGUUCUUUUGAGCUUGUUUAUAUUAGUAUCUUAUUACUGAUGAAAUUGACUACUUUCAUUUUGCCUAGUAUCAGCUUCUUAUGUAUUUUGGUGGCUCUCUUUGUUUUCAAUGAAGAUCCAAGUUAAUUAA
Molecule: messenger RNA, 2093 nt
Organism: Cannabis sativa
Lineage: Eukaryota; Viridiplantae; Streptophyta; Magnoliopsida; Rosales; Cannabaceae
Exons: 2
Coding region: 1310-1930 (206 amino acids)
Source: RefSeq, a predicted model, not a curated record